This is a messenger RNA of Brassicogethes aeneus, 1378 nucleotides long. The record is from the annotation of a GenBank genome assembly. Lineage: Eukaryota; Metazoa; Arthropoda; Insecta; Coleoptera; Nitidulidae.
CAUAUCCCGCGCAAACUUCAAUGUUAACCUCAAAUUGUGCUUUCAAGUGUUUUGAAACAAUAAAUAAUAAAAAUGUCUACGCCUUCAAGUGAUGUGCAGAAAAUACGUUGUUACCUGAAAAAUCAAUUAAUUAACAACACACAGUUUAUUGGGCACGAUAGGGAGAAAAAACAAAUCUUCGAUUUAUUGAAAAGAACUAUUACUCAUGGCGAAUCAAAUUCGGCUCUAUUAAUAGGGCCUAGAGGGGCUGGGAAAACCACACUAGUAAAUAAUGUUUUACAAGAACUAAAAGACUUGAAAUAUUUUGAUAGCGAUGCCAUUCUUGUGGAACUCCAUGGUUUAGUACACACAGACGAUCGUAUGGCCCUGAAAAGCGCCACCACACAAAUGAAUUUGGAUAAUGCAGUUGAUGGAAAAGUGUUUGGUACCUUUGCGGAAAACUUGGCUUUCUUAUUGGCUUGUUUAAGAACUGGGGAAAAACACACCUCUAAAAGUAUUAUAUUUAUCAUAGAAGAGUUUGAUUUGUUCUGUAAUCACCACAAUCAAACAUUGUUGUAUAAUUUAUUUGAUGUCUCUCAGUCUGCACAAGCUCCAAUUUGUGUUUUAGGAAUAACCUGUAGAUUAGAUGUAAUAGAAUUAUUAGAAAAAAGGGUUAAGUCAAGGUUUUCUCACAGACAGUUCUUCCUGUUUCCUGGACAGGAAGAUGAAAAUAAAUCAAACCUUGAUUUAUAUUUGGAAAAAAUAGAAUACUACCUAAAAUUACCAGGUAGUUUAAAAAUCAGUGCUGCUAGUAAAAAGGCGUGGAAUUCAAAUUUAGAGGAUAUAAUGAACGAGAAAAAAUUCAAAAAUAUUUUGCAAAGGAUUAUUGAUAUUGAUUUAUCGGUCCAUACAUUAAAAAACAUCUUGAUAAGAAUAGUUGUAACUUUGAAUGAAAAUAGAUCUUCCCUGUCCAUAGAACAGUUUCAAGAACAAUUAAACAUUUUAGAAAAAGAUGAAACAGUUCAAGUGCUUCAGGAUUUAACUUGUUUGGAAUUGUGUCUUAUUAUUGCAAUAAAACACCACAUGGAAAUUUAUGAUACCCAACCCAAUUUUGAAAUGAUUUUGACCAGAUACACCAAGUUUGCAAAUGCCAAUUCCAAUAUGCAAAUAACGCAAAGAAAUGUGGUCAUGAAGGCGUUUGAACAUAUUGAAAAAUUGGAACUUAUAUCGAAAAUAUCUGGUAACAAAACUCAAAAGGAAUACCAACCUUUUAGUUUGUUGGUGACACCACAGCAAAUAUCAGAAGCGAUAAAAAAAUCUCAUGGAUUGCCAACUGAGGUUGUACAAUGGGCUAAUAGUUCAUUUGCUUAGCUUAAUAAUAUGUAAUUUAUUAAAUUAU